AUGGCAGUUAAACAAGAGCCCUCAGCUCAUGGCAAGAAGAAUGCUGAUAAUGAUGAUCACAACAAUAACCUUGAUUAUUAUUCGAAAGGAUCGAAUAACGAAGGGGUCUACAGCGCGGUAUUUAACUUAACCACAACGAUAAUCGGGGCUGGAAUCAUGGCAUUACCCGCCACAAUGAAAGUUCUUGGCUUGAUCGCCGGACUUGUUAUGAUCAUCUUGAUGGGUGUUAUAACGGAAGUCAGCGUCGAGUUGCUCCUUCGGUUUACCGUUCAAUGCAAAGCCACAUCAUACGGGGAGGUUGUCCGACAAGCAUUAGGUUCACCUGGAAGAAUCUUGGCUGAAAUUUUUAUAGUUGUGAACAAUGCUGGUAUUUUGGUGGUUUAUAUGAUUAUUAUAGGUGAUGUAUUCUCGGGUUCGGAAGAACAUGUUGGAGUUUUUCAUCAAUGGUUUGGUAACGGGAUUUGGGACGAUAGAAGACUCGUCAUGUUGAUUGUGUUAAUCGUGUUUCUUGCGCCACUUUGCGCGUUAGACAAGAUUGAAUCAUUGAGUAUGUCAUCAGCUGUUUCUGUGGUUCUCGCAGUUCUUUUCGUGGUAAUCGCUUGUCUAGUGGCGUCUAUCAUGUUAAUUAAAGGUAAACUCGCGGCUCCUAGACUAAUGCCUGAUUUUAGUUCGACAAAAGCGAUUCUCGAUCUUCUGGUUGUGAUCCCUAUCAUGUCGAAUGCGUACGUUUGUCACUUUAAUAUUCAACCGAUUUACAACGAACUCAAAGGGCGUUCGCCUAAAAAAAUGAACAAAGUUGGCAGGAUAACGACCGUUAUUUGUGUUACAGUUUAUGCGCUCACCGCGCUCUCGGGUUAUCUUCUAUUUGGGGAAAACACGGAAGCCGAUGUGCUUACGAAUUUCGAUAAACCUCUCGCUAUUCGUUUUAGUGCGGUUUUAAAUUACAUUAUUCGCGUGGGUUACAUUUUUCACUUGAUUCUCGUUUUUCCCGUGAUUCACUUCUCGUUAAGGCAAAACGUCGAUGCAUUGGCUUUUAGUGGCGUGGCGCCACUAAGCGAGAGCAAGAAUAGGUGUUUAGGGUUAACGUGUGCGAUUUUGGGGGUUAUAUUUUUGGCAUCGGUCAUGAUCCCAAGCAUAUGGACUGCUUUUAAGUUUACGGGUGCAACCACGGCUGUGUCGUUAGGGUUCAUUUUCCCAGCUCUUAUCGCGCUACGGUUGAGCGGCAAAGGAGGGCCUGGUCUUACUAGUGGAGAGAAAUUGUUGUCAUGGAUGAUGUUGAUCCUAGCGAUCACGGUUAGCAUCGUUGGAGUACUUGGAAACGUUUAUGGUUUGUCAGUCUGA
Helianthus annuus (common sunflower) is the source of this 1341-nucleotide messenger RNA. RefSeq names its product amino acid transporter AVT6E. The transcript has a single exon. Gene Ontology annotation, biological process: amino acid transmembrane transport. Lineage: Eukaryota; Viridiplantae; Streptophyta; Magnoliopsida; Asterales; Asteraceae. The record is from RefSeq and is a predicted model, not a curated record. Gene Ontology annotation, molecular function: amino acid transmembrane transporter activity. The coding region runs from base 1 to 1341 and encodes 446 amino acids.